Messenger RNA from Xiphophorus couchianus (Monterrey platyfish), 2478 nucleotides. RefSeq names its product copine-9-like. Gene Ontology annotation, molecular function: calcium-dependent phospholipid binding. Gene Ontology annotation, biological process: cellular response to calcium ion. Gene Ontology annotation, cellular component: plasma membrane. The transcript is spliced from 21 exons. The record is from RefSeq and is a predicted model, not a curated record. Lineage: Eukaryota; Metazoa; Chordata; Actinopteri; Cyprinodontiformes; Poeciliidae. Bases 584 to 2299 code for a protein of 571 amino acids.
UUUUCGUGAACACGAGUCUUCAUUAAUGUUUGUUGUCAUGAAGUGUCAUUCGGUAAAUAACACUUUUAAACCAAAGUUGUAUUAAAACUUACAUUAAAAGUCCAUCAAAAGUGCAAACUUUGCAUUACAAAUGUCUUUAUGUAUGACAGUCAGUCUUAUACACACCCCUUCAAUUAAAGUGUUACCGAAAUAUUCGUGUUAGCAUAAGUGUCGGCGAAUGAGGUGAAAUGAAUGUUGACUUCAGGCGUUUGUAAGAUUAUUCACCAAAGAGGAAACACUACAGUAGCUUCCCUUGGUUAAUAGCAUUAGCUGCUACACAGAGAGCUGGAGGGAUUGGUGAGGGUCUCUGCCGCCCUCUGGUGAUGGAGGUGGGGAAUGCAGCCUGCUGCCUCCCGCCUGCCUCUCCUCUCUCCUCUCUGCUCCCCCUCGCUGUGAAUGAAAGCAGAUUCUCAGGUAUGCUUUCACCCACAGUUGCUCUCUUUUGGCCGCCAGCAGCAUCCACCGAGCCAGGGGACCGGAAGCGCUGGAUGUGGGGGACAAUUUAAAGGACUUUGAAGGCAGGGAAACAUUAAAGCAUCUCAUUAUGGCGACUAUAGGAGACUUCGACCCUCUAAACUCCACUGUACCUGCGACCAAAAUUGAAGUCACCGUAUCCUGCAGAAACCUUUUGGACAUGGACACCUUCUCCAAGUCAGAUCCAGUGGUCGUAUUGUACGUUCAAGGUCUGGGUACAAAAGAGUGGAGAGAGUUUGGCCGAACUGAGGUGAUUGAAAACACCCUGAACCCAGACUUUGUGAGGAAGUUUGUUCUUGAUUACUUCUUUGAAGAGAAACAAAACCUUCGCUUUGAUGUGUACAAUGUGGACAUGAGGAGCUGCAAUCUGUCCAAACAUAAGGACUUUCUGGGUCAGAUAUUCUGCACUCUUGGAGAGAUCAUUGGCUCCCCCGGCGGCAGACUGGAAAGGACGCUCUCUGGGAUACCUGGGAAGAAGUGUGGCUCCAUCGUCUUCACAGCCGAAGAGCUCAGCAACUGUCGGGACAUAGCCACCAUGCAGUUCUGUGCCAACAAGCUGGAUAAAAAGGAUUUCUUCGGCAAGUCCGAUCCUUUCCUUGUCUUCUAUCGGAGCAAUGAAGAUGGAACGUUCACAAUUUGCCACAAGACUGAGGUGAUCAAGAACAAUCUGAACCCUGUCUGGCAGUCAUUCACCAUCCCUGUUCGAGCUCUUUGUAACGGUGACUAUGACAGGACAGUGAAGGUGGACGUUUAUGACUGGGACAGAGAUGGGAGUCAUGACUUCAUCGGAGAGUUUACCACCAGCUACAGGGAACUGUCCAGAGGCCAAAGCCAGUUCAAUGUCUAUGAGGUUUUGAAUCCUAAAAAAAAAGGAAAGAAGAAGAAAUAUGUCAAUUCAGGGACGGUGACUCUCCUGUCUUUUAAAGUGGAGUCGGAACACACAUUUGUCGACUACAUCAGAGGAGGGACACAACUGAAUUUCACGGUGGCAAUAGACUUUACUGCGUCCAAUGGAAAUCCUUCCCAGCCCACUUCUCUGCACUACAUGAGCCCAUACCAGAUGAAUGCGUAUGCCAUGGCCCUGAAGGCUGUGGGGGAGAUCAUUCAGGAUUACGACAGUGACAAGCUCUUCCCUGCAUACGGCUUUGGGGCUAAACUACCUCCAGAUGGCAAGAUCUCCCAUGGCUUCCCACUGAAUUCUAACACAGAGAAUCCAAACUGUGUGGGGAUUGAAGGCGUGCUGGAGGCUUACUUCCACACCCUGCGAACCGUCCAGCUGUACGGCCCGACCAACUUCGCUCCGGUCAUUAACCAGGUGGCUCGGUGCGCCGCAGAAGUGACGGAUGGCUCGCAGUACUUUGUGUUGCUGAUGAUCACAGAUGGCGUCAUCUCAGACAUGGCUCAAACUAAAGAGGCGGUUGUCAAUGCAGCGGCGCUGCCCAUGUCUCUCAUCAUCGUGGGAGUGGGCCCUGCCGAGUUCGACGCGAUGGAGGAGCUGGAUGGGGACGAAGUCAGAGUGUCCUCCAGGGGACGAUUCGCCGAGAGAGACAUCGUCCAGUUUGUUCCUUUCCGGGACUACAUCGAUCGGUCGGGUAACCAGGUCCUGAGCAUGGCUCGGCUGGCUAAGGACGUCCUGGCAGAAAUCCCCGAUCAGCUGAUGUCUUACAUGAAGAGCCGGGGGAUUGAAGCACGACCUCCGCAGCCCGCCACCUCUGACCCCAACUCUGACCCCAACUCUGACCCCACCAGCACUGGAACUACAAAGCAGAGCAACACUCGUCCCUGACUGAGAGCAACAAGCAGUGAAGAGCAGGAGCUAGCUUGAGCAAAUGGCCGUGUGUGUGUGUGUGUGGGCGUGUGUGUGUGUGUGUGUGUCCACUUCUGCAUGCAUGUGUGAGUGUGUAAGAUGUGCAACUUCAGGGUUGGUUGGCAUAAACCAAAUCAGUAAACUGAGCCUAAAAGAGA